Messenger RNA from Aaosphaeria arxii CBS 175.79, 1668 nucleotides. RefSeq names its product WD40 repeat-like protein. Lineage: Eukaryota; Fungi; Ascomycota; Dothideomycetes; Pleosporales. The record is from RefSeq and is a predicted model, not a curated record. The transcript has 3 exons. Gene Ontology annotation, molecular function: protein binding. The coding region runs from base 113 to 1528 and encodes 471 amino acids.
CUAUGAUGCAAUAUCAGACUAUCAUCUCUAUCGGAUUUCAACGUCAAGACUGUAACCUGUACAAUUCGCUGUUCAAAGGCAUACCAAAUAGAGCUACGAGUAAGACUACAUCAUGCUGCCAUCCGCAGCGGAGGUUGUCGCCAAGUUUCUGAGGACAAAUGGCUACAACGAGACCUUAGCAAGCUUCAUUAAAGAGGCAGGUUUGGCCCCAGAUGUUGGUACAGCGUCUAGUAAUAUCACGAUUGAGCAAGUGCUCGAGGAGAAACAGAAGUUCGAUCUUAGCCUGAACUUUGAGAAAUUGGGAUUGGAACAGAGCCAUGGAUGGACAGAACCUGAACCACGGACAUCGAAUGUCGUCACCACUUUACCAACGGAGUCCAACAUCCUAUCCGUGCAUUCAAUUCAUGUGGUCCUUGAGGUAGCAACUGGACCAAAACAUUGUGUAGCCGUCACAACGGCAGACAGAAAGCUUCACCUUAUCGACCCAGCAACACCAGACCUUUCUCUACUUAAGACCUAUUCCGAUUUCCAAGAUUCGCCAUUGCUAGAUCUGAUUGUACUAGAGCAACGAUACCUCUUAGUAGCUUCUAUGUCGGGCAAGAUGACUGUCUUUGAUGCCUCUCAAGACCGUGUAGUGGAUGAACGAAGGGAUCACAAGAAAUAUGUUGUCAAAAUAAUCGCAUGGCCCGAAGAACAUUCAACAAUCAUUGCCAGCGCGGGUUGGGACUCGAAAGUACUUCUAUAUCGUUUCAAAACAGGUAGUGGUAUCGAUACGAAGAUCGGCGACCCAUUCGCGACCAUCAAUUUAACCAGCAUCCCUGAGUGUAUUACUUUCAUACCGGCCGUCGAUACAUCCCUUCCGAUCCUUUUGGUGACCCGCAGAGACUCGACAUUUCUCCAUUACUAUUCGAUACCUGCUGCAACGACGGACGCAGAAGUUUGUUUCCUUGGAAGGCAGAAUCUGGCACCACACUCUAAUGCAUGGGUGGCGUUCACACCUAGCGACGUCCAGAUCUGUCCAACCGAUCCGUCUCUAGCAGCCAUCGCCACCUCGAGCACACCCCACAUGAAGCUCAUUGUUGUGCGACUGCUUGUCCCACCAUCCUCUAAAGCAAUGCCAGACCUCUCUACUGAUCUCGAUGCGGCCACCACACAACGCACUGGUCUAGAUUCAUCACAGUCUCUGACACAGGCUGCAUUGGCACGGGCGGAGCUGGCGACUCAGAAUAGGGAAGAAGCAGCAAUCACUAUCAAUUGCAACACGAUGGCUACUCAGACGGCAUAUUCCACCCCGAAACUUGUGUGGCGCCCCGAUGGUUCAGGCAUCUACGUCAAUUCUGACGAUGGGAUUGUCAGAGGCUUCGAGGCCACAACGGGAAAGCUCAUGGCUAGCUUGAAAGCACACGGGGCAGGAUCGAAGGUCCGAUGCCUGGUAGCCAUCCCUCCAAAUCUGAAUGAAGAUGCUACGAAAGAACUGCUUGUCAGCGGCGGGUUCGAUCAGAAGUUGAUUGUCUGGAACUCUAAUUGAUGCACGUGGUACUUUCGGCCUUCCUCUUUUGACGAGUUCACUGCUCAUAUUAGGUAGUCUUCGUGAAAGUCCCUACGACUUAGAAAACCAAAGCAUGGAUUCUUCGAAGUCUGGCUUCACACUCUGAUAUGGCGUCGUAU